AUUCCAUUGCCCGACUCCUUCAGGACAAGAAGGUUCCCGGAAAGUGGAAAGCGAGAUGAGGGCAGGAGCAGCAUUCAACGCGACGGCGGCAGUGGAGGUGCCAGCUGCGGCGGUGGGAGGAGGCCACUCGGGGUGGCGCUCGCCGGUGCCGUACCUGUUCGGGGGACUGGCUGCCAUGCUGGGGCUCAUCGCCUUCGCCCUCCUCCUCCUUGCCUGCUCGUACUGGAAGCUAUCGGGGUACCUCGACGGUGGCGACGACGGCAGUGGCGUCGAGCCGGGCGCCAAGACGGGAGCGGAGGUGGCGAUGCCGGUCGCGUGCUACGAGGAGAAGUUCGUGGUGAUCAUGGCCGGGGAUGAGAAGCCGACGUACCUGGCAACGCCCGUCUCGAGCCGAGCAUCGUCGUUUGGUGAUCACACCAGUAAGGAAGACAAUAACAACGAUAAGGACAUGCUUGAGGACUGUAUAGGGACUGGAAAUGAGACCGAGAAUAAGGAUCAUAUCCGAGGACAGUCUGAGAACCAAAACUUGGAUGUAUAAGGCUUUUCUCCUUUUCUUCCUUUUUCCUCCUUUUGGAGUCAGGAAAUGACUUGGCCUAAGAAUUUUCAUUGUGGGAGAAGUCGUAGAAGAUAGCUUCUUUGCUGCA
This is a messenger RNA of Musa acuminata subsp. malaccensis (wild Malaysian banana), 644 nucleotides long. RefSeq names its product protein GLUTAMINE DUMPER 2. Lineage: Eukaryota; Viridiplantae; Streptophyta; Magnoliopsida; Zingiberales; Musaceae. The record is from RefSeq and is a predicted model, not a curated record. Gene Ontology annotation, biological process: regulation of amino acid export.